Arabidopsis thaliana (thale cress) is the source of this 2694-nucleotide messenger RNA. RefSeq names its product Leucine-rich repeat protein kinase family protein. NCBI's taxonomy places the organism in Eukaryota, Viridiplantae, Streptophyta, Magnoliopsida, Brassicales, Brassicaceae. The transcript is spliced from 4 exons. Gene Ontology annotation, cellular component: membrane. The coding region runs from base 599 to 2515 and encodes 638 amino acids. Gene Ontology annotation, molecular function: protein kinase activity; ATP binding. The record is from RefSeq and is marked reviewed.
CUAUAUCGUUCUUUUUGUUAGCGUUGACCAAUUAAACAACCGGUUAUGUAUAUCUCGGUUCAGAAAACUUAACCGGUUUAACAAAUAGCUAAUGUUCCGAUUAAUUUACAUUACUUCAGAACGAAUCGAACUUUGUAAAACGAAGAUCGAUUACAAAUUGAAAGAUACAGCCUUAAUUUGGCAUUAAAAAGUUCAAUGGUCCCCGGUUCGGUAUUAAAUAACCGGGUACGUACAGACUCACCGGUCACCAACCUGUAAACCGUAUAAAGAAACAAUAGAGUCGCAUCAGUAUCUUCCCUCGUCACUUUCACCCACUUUAAUAUGCCAAAAAAUAAGAACAAAAUUAUAUCCGUUGCUUGAAAAUCACAAGCUCUUCUUAACUUCACAAGUGCUUCAAUGGCGGUUCUUCACAUUAUCUUCACUGCGUAAUUGAAGAAGUUGUUCUCUCUUCCUCUUAAUUUCGAGUUGUGUUCUUAAAAAACUCCAGAGCUGAUUCGAUUCUCGAGAAGAAACUAAGCCGACAAUAAAGUUCAGAUCUGGAAAAAAGCGAGCUCCAGAUUACAAAAAGAAACAGCUCGUUUUUUUCACUUUCAAAAAAAUGGAAGCUUUGAGGAUUUAUCUAUGGAGUCUCUGUCUCUCUCUGUGUUUGAUUAUCUAUGGAGCAAACUCAGAUCCAUUAGAAGACAAACGCGCAUUGCUUGAGUUUCUUACCAUUAUGCAACCAACUCGUUCACUCAACUGGAACGAGACUUCUCAAGUCUGCAACAUCUGGACCGGAGUUACUUGUAAUCAAGACGGAUCUCGAAUCAUAGCCGUUAGAUUACCAGGCGUUGGACUCAAUGGUCAGAUUCCUCCAAACACUAUAAGCAGACUCUCAGCUCUCAGAGUUCUUAGUCUCAGAUCCAAUCUAAUCUCCGGCGAGUUUCCUAAGGAUUUUGUUGAGUUGAAAGAUUUGGCCUUUCUUUAUCUUCAGGAUAACAACUUGUCUGGUCCUUUGCCAUUGGAUUUCUCUGUUUGGAAGAAUCUCACUAGUGUUAAUCUCUCAAACAACGGGUUCAACGGGACAAUCCCGAGUUCGUUGUCUCGUCUUAAGCGGAUUCAGUCGUUAAAUCUUGCUAACAAUACGCUUUCUGGUGAUAUUCCUGAUCUGAGUGUGCUCUCUAGUCUGCAGCACAUUGACUUGUCCAACAAUUAUGAUCUUGCUGGACCGAUACCAGAUUGGCUUCGAAGGUUCCCGUUCUCGUCUUAUACAGGCAUUGAUAUUAUUCCUCCUGGUGGUAACUACACCCUCGUUACGCCGCCACCACCUAGCGAGCAGACUCAUCAGAAACCGUCGAAAGCUCGCUUCUUGGGACUAUCCGAGACGGUGUUCUUGUUGAUUGUUAUUGCUGUUUCCAUUGUGGUGAUUACGGCUUUGGCGUUUGUGUUGACUGUUUGUUACGUAAGAAGGAAGUUAAGACGCGGUGAUGGGGUCAUUUCGGAUAAUAAGUUGCAGAAGAAAGGUGGGAUGUCUCCUGAGAAAUUUGUUUCUCGGAUGGAAGAUGUGAACAACCGGUUAUCGUUCUUUGAAGGAUGUAACUACUCUUUUGAUCUUGAGGAUCUAUUGAGAGCUUCUGCUGAGGUUCUUGGUAAAGGCACGUUUGGCACGACGUACAAAGCAGUUCUUGAAGAUGCAACUUCUGUUGCUGUGAAACGUCUUAAGGAUGUUGCGGCUGGGAAACGUGAUUUCGAGCAGCAGAUGGAGAUCAUUGGAGGUAUUAAGCAUGAAAACGUUGUGGAGCUUAAGGCAUACUAUUACUCUAAAGACGAGAAGCUAAUGGUUUAUGACUAUUUCAGCCGAGGAAGUGUGGCUUCUUUGCUUCAUGGUAACAGAGGAGAAAACAGGAUUCCUCUAGACUGGGAAACAAGAAUGAAAAUAGCUAUUGGCGCAGCUAAAGGGAUUGCUCGUAUCCACAAAGAAAACAAUGGAAAACUCGUCCAUGGGAACAUCAAAUCUUCGAAUAUAUUCUUGAAUUCCGAGAGUAAUGGCUGUGUCUCUGAUCUUGGAUUAACUGCUGUAAUGAGUCCCUUGGCUCCACCGAUAUCGAGGCAAGCUGGUUACCGUGCACCAGAAGUAACCGACACAAGGAAGUCUUCUCAAUUGUCAGAUGUUUACAGCUUCGGUGUUGUUCUACUCGAACUACUCACGGGAAAAUCGCCCAUUCACACUACCGCAGGGGACGAGAUCAUCCACUUGGUUAGAUGGGUACAUUCAGUAGUGAGAGAGGAAUGGACCGCAGAAGUAUUCGACAUCGAGCUUCUGAGGUAUACAAACAUAGAGGAAGAGAUGGUUGAGAUGUUGCAGAUUGCAAUGUCCUGUGUUGUGAAAGCAGCAGAUCAGAGGCCAAAGAUGUCUGAUUUGGUUAGGCUCAUCGAGAACGUUGGAAACCGACGAACCAGCAUUGAACCGGAACCCGAACUCAAACCCAAAUCCGAAAAUGGAGCCUCAGAGACUUCAACACCGAGUGAAAUUUGAAUCUAUCAAAAUUCUAACUGUUGAUUCAUCAUCCCAUAUUUUACAUAUGAAGUUUGUAUACUCCUGUGUUUAUUUCUUCUCUCUUCGGUUUAGAACCGGUUCAACAAACACAUUUCUGUUUAGGAAUUCUUGGUUUUCAAAAUUCGCUAUGAAAUAGAUUCAAAUUUCUGAUUCACAAG